This is a messenger RNA of Hippoglossus stenolepis (Pacific halibut), 1470 nucleotides long. Its product is annotated as protein NATD1. NCBI's taxonomy places the organism in Eukaryota, Metazoa, Chordata, Actinopteri, Pleuronectiformes, Pleuronectidae. The record is from RefSeq and is a predicted model, not a curated record. The transcript has 3 exons. The coding region runs from base 567 to 944 and encodes 125 amino acids.
UGGUAUAAUUAGAAGUAUAAUUAUAGCUGAUACACUUCCAGUUAUUUCUGAAUGUUUACCAAUAUAACCUCAAGACUUUAAUUCAGAGGUUAUAAGGCUAAGCAUGAAUGAAGAACAUAACUUCAUCCACUAGAUUAAUUAUUCACUGGGUUUAAAAGGGGAGGGGGGGGGUAAAUUUAAAGGGAAUUCAUCUGCAAGUCAAUAUUUAACUCUCAAUUUUUCCUUUUUUUCUGGUGAUCAGAUACUUUUCAGAUCAACGUAGAAAUUAUUAAGAAAUAACAUCUUCUAAUAAUUUUUAAAUAAAAUGUGUACGUUUUCUGAGGAGAUUUUUCCAGAGCCAUAAUGUAAUUUAAUUGACACCAAUUACAAAUCUAGAUUUAUAUUUCAUUCCUUAUAAUGUAUCACAUGGACUCCAUUUAUAUUUUUGCUGAUAAUCCUAUUAUUUGUAUUCUUAAUUCUUAAUACUUGUCUGGUGAGCAUGUAGCGCCCUCUGGUGUCGCCUCUGUACCCCUACAACAACAUGCUGUCAGCAGUGGGCUACUGUUCCUGUGCAUGCGACCUUUAACAUGUUCUCCAGACUCUCCUCGCUGCGGCUCCGGCUCCGCUCGGGUCCGGUCUGCUUCGCCGCCUCAGGCUCCAGCUGCAGGGCGACGGUGGAACAUGACCGAGCGAGGCAGCGCUUCACCGUCUCUCCGGGCACCGGGGCCGAGGCCCAUGAAAGUGCAGUUCUGAGCUACAGAUUCACCGGAGAGAAGGAGGUGGAUCUAAUAUCGACCUUUGUACCAGAGACGUUCAGGGGCCAAGGUGUCGCUGCACUGCUGUCAGAGGCUGCCAUGGACUUUCUGGUUGAAGAAAACCUGAAGGCUCGUGUCUCCUGUUGGUACAUAAAGAAAUACAUUGAGGAGCACCCGGUGCAGCAGUUUAAAGACCUAGUCAUCCCCUGACUGCUGCUGAUGUGUCCACCACUGCUACCUCAAAUCAACUAUAUCCUCUUACAACACUACAGAGGCCAAAUGGAGGCAUUAUAAUUGUAUAAGUAUUUGUUUUUCUUUGGAAUUGUAUGAAAUUUCAUAUGAUCAAGAUCCCUGUUCAGACCCAUCAAACUGAGGCACAGAAUAAUUUACCUCAUUUUUUAAGAAUCAUAAAUUUGAUAUGAGUGAAGUUAAGAUGAAAGUUGCUGCUUUCUAAUAAUUUGAUUUUGAUGUGUUAAUCUGAAACUAUCAAAUAGAUUUCUCUUUUUAAUCAUGCAUCCUUAAUAUAUUAUUAGCAAUAUUUGUUAAUUCCUAAUUGUUGGGAAAAAACACUGAAGUAUCAGGUAUAAUGAGUAGAUAUUGAUGAUGUUGGGUUAUUUUUAUAGUGAUAUAAAGUGUUAAUUUUUAUGUAUUUAUGGACAUGAUCUGUUUAUCAGCGAACAUGAAACUGAUUAUCAACUUGUUUACCAUUGAAAAUAAAAUAAUGAUUUUGACAGCA